Messenger RNA from Spirometra erinaceieuropaei, 696 nucleotides. The record is from the annotation of a GenBank genome assembly. Lineage: Eukaryota; Metazoa; Platyhelminthes; Cestoda; Diphyllobothriidea; Diphyllobothriidae.
AUGUUUGCGGCUUUAGUUACUGGGAAACCCGUUGGUCUUGUCGUGCACCUAACGACCUCCCUAGGUCCAAACCGAUUUUGCGAUAGUUGCCGAAGGGAAGUUUUUACUCAACUUGCCAUCUCUGGAGAGCAGUAAUCAUAUCGUCGUCUUCCUAACCGGCCAGGCAACACUACCCGAGGGCUAUGGUGCUGCAGGUAUUCAUAAAUUGGCCCUAAUGUGUGAAGUCCACUUUGGUUUUGUCGAUCAUGGGGUUACUUCUUGGUACUACCUCGGUUUUCUAUUAAACGAGCGUCCCAGCGCAAUAUACAAAGUGUCGGGCCUCAAACCAAGUAUGCUCAGUUUUUCCACUGAACUAAUGCAGCAGAAGCCGAAAGCAUAGUCCCAAGUCCAUUUGGAGAUGUAUCUCUUGUUACCCCAAACGACUCCGUCAUGGCGCAAUUGGGAAUAUCCGUCGAGCCGCUAAGCGAGUUAGUGAACCAGACCCCUGCCGUAAAUAACGUGGCCAAUCAAGACGGAAAAGAAGGUGCAAUGCGGUUUACCCAGUUUGCCGCUGAAAAUUUGUACAAUUUCGCCGCCGGUUGCGCUGUGGAAAUACCAGGGUCGUCCCAGCCCAUCGUUCCUCUUUCGACAAUUCAGCAAUGGUAUGAAGCAACACAACGAAAACUGCUCUUAAAUCCGGACUUUUGGAAAAAGUGA